This is a messenger RNA of Brassica napus (rape), 2372 nucleotides long. RefSeq names its product E3 ubiquitin-protein ligase MBR2. Lineage: Eukaryota; Viridiplantae; Streptophyta; Magnoliopsida; Brassicales; Brassicaceae. Gene Ontology annotation, molecular function: ubiquitin protein ligase activity. The record is from RefSeq and is a predicted model, not a curated record. The coding region runs from base 660 to 2078 and encodes 472 amino acids. The transcript has 6 exons.
GUUCAUAUGUUUGUUUCAGAUUCUCUCUUUGCGCUUGUAAUGUUACUGUUUCUAUCUGUGGAUUGAAUUUUCAGUUUUGGCACAAGUUUUUUUGUUGGUUCAAAGGUCAAUUUAUAGUUAGAUUAGUGUUAUUGUUGUGUUAGCUCUGAUCGGUAACUUUUGAAAGGGGCAGAGUUUCUCUUUAGUGUUGUAUCUAUAUACGUCUCUCUCUCUCUGUUUUGAGUUUUUGAGGUGGUGUCUGAUUGGUGAAACCUUGAAUCACGGGGGAAUAAAGAGUCAUUGUGAUUAAUGGAAAGUCCGUGUUUUUAGAAUGAAGGCCCUUUGUUUUUUGCUCUUGGAUGGGAUGGGACCAUUUAGUCACCUCUCUCUUUUCUCUCUUUCGGUUUCUUUAACUCGUGUUUUUGAUCACCUCUCUCUCUUUUCACGAUCACAGAAUCAGGUUCGUGGCCUGAUGUUUAUGAUUCAUCACGUUAUAAACACCUGGUGUUUUGCUCUUGAAUAAACACCUGGCUUGUUUUUUUAUUUGGUGGAAGAUUGUUCUUAAAGCUUUGGCAUUGUUUGUUAAAUUUUUGUUUGGUGUUACUUGAAUAUUCUAUUUGAGCUCACGCUGGAUGCACUUUUAAUCAGGAAAAGCAAGCGGCCCUGUACUACGUGAGAAUAUGUACAAGAAAGAUGAAAAUAAUGUCUCUUUCUGCAGACAUACUGGUUGUAGUGCAAAGGUAACUCCCCGGAUUGGCUUUACGGACAACAACAGGAAAGUUGGUCGGCCUCCGAUUUGUUCUUCCUCAAAUGGAAAGGAAAUUGCUGGGAGUUCAUCUCGAACUACUCCGGGUGGAUUUGGAUACUUAAGAAAGCCAGCCAAAGGUAGGAGACAGCCGUCGUCUAAUUUGGAGACAGAUUCUUCGGAGACGAGCAGUAUUCAUGAUGAUUUAGCUGCAGCUAAGCCCACCCUUCCACGCCUAAAGACUAAAAGAGUCAUUCAGUCUCAAAACACUGUUUCUGGAGGAGUGGUAAUGACAAAGGCAGGAAGAUCAAGUAGAGGAACAAGCACAAGUAGUCAUCAGGAAUCUGACUUGGACACUGGAGUGGGUCCCUCGGUUUCUUCAUCCUCUGGUAGCGACCGCACUGUAAGAGGUGGUCUGAGCAGGAAUGGAUUGAGGAACGUGAGGUGCAACUCUAUGUCUAAUGUUCUUCCAACUAGCUCAAGCUCGGCAACAAAAAUCAGUGUGAGUAAAAAGAAAAACUCUGAUGGAGAGAGCAGCUCCUCUAGCAAAAAAGGCAAUAAGAGUAGCGUGUCAGUGCUAAAGGGAAUGAAUCAAAGCUCUUCUCAUGAAAACGGAACCACACUUUCUGAUAACAGAAGGAAUCGUGUAGUACCAACUAUCAGGGAUAGUGGUGUUGUUUCAAGUAGUAGAUCAGGACGACGUGGAGCUGUUGCAUCCCCUGUUACCUCUAGACAAACACCUCACCGUGCAACACCAACCAAUUCCAGUUCUUCUCGUUCAUCAAAUAGUUACAGUAGGCAGAACAGGAGUACCGGCCGGUUACGUAGCUUGAUGCCUGGUAGCCCUUCUUUGGUGAACCGGGAUGGUUUAAGUCGCUACAACAUUAAUGGAAUUGCUGAGAUACUGUUGGCCCUGGAGAGAAUUGAACAUGAUCAAGAGCUUACAUAUGAGCAACUGGCCUCUUUAGAGACGAAUCUAUUCUUAAGUGAUAUGAUCAGAUUCUACGAUCAGCAUAGCGACAUGAGGCUUGACAUUGAUAACAUGUCAUAUGAGGAACUACUAGCUUUGGGAGAUGAAAUGGGUACAGUGAGCACAGCUCUAAGCGAAGAAGCACUCUCUAGAAGCCUAAAGAAAAUCAUUUAUCCGGGGACAGAUGAAACUGGUGCCAUCUCUCUGAAUAAGGAUGAUGAUAUCAAGUGCAGUAUUUGCCAGGAAGAGUAUGUUGAUGGAGAUGAAGUAGGGACUAUGCCAUGUGAACAUAUGUACCAUGUGAGCUGUGUGCAACAAUGGCUGCGGAUGAAGAAUUGGUGCCCUAUCUGCAAAACCUCUGCGGAGGAGGAGAAGUCGUUGUAGUGAUAACACGCCACACUUUGUGAGAUGAUUCCAAGAUGAUGCAGAUACAUUGUUUCUCUUUCGUCUUCACCAAGUGUUUGGCUCUACAUCAUCUUGUUCUCUCUCUACUUCUCUUCUUUUGUACAUAAAACACUUUUUUUUUCUUUUGUCCCAGUUGGGUACAAAUAGGCAUAUAAGAUCAGGUGACAAUUUCCACUUGUAACAAAGCUCAACUUUUGAUUUGUACCUGAAACAUUUUGUAGUUUAUACUACACUUUCUUUUUCUGUAUUCUUCAUACAAAAUCUUGUUUUUUA